Scaptodrosophila lebanonensis is the source of this 1978-nucleotide messenger RNA. RefSeq lists its product as uncharacterized. Lineage: Eukaryota; Metazoa; Arthropoda; Insecta; Diptera; Drosophilidae. Bases 49 to 1818 code for a protein of 589 amino acids. The transcript has 2 exons. The record is from RefSeq and is a predicted model, not a curated record.
UUCAAAAACAACUAGAUUUGACGCAAAACAGCCAAAUUGGCAUCCCUGAUGCUAAUCGAUGUACCAAUGUGCUGCCUCACAAUCAGCUGUUUUCGGCAAUGCAACAGCACCAAACAUUUGCAAAUUGCAGCCACAAAAAUCAUUGCAUGCCAAAUGAGAAACUUAUUGGUGCCCCAAGCAGGCGCCAGUGGUGGCACUGACUUUGAAAAAAAGGAUGCGUUGCUGGGAUUUGCUCUCGACCUGCCGGAUGAACAACUGGAUACCGCUGUGCUGCAGCUGCAGGCCGCUGGCCAUAGCCUUCAGCAGCACAACAACAACAACAGCGCGGCUGAUUAUCACUCUCAGCUGCUGCAGUGCGUUGACUUAUUGCCACCAAUGAGCGAAGCAACUCCUCUCUCUGGUGUUUACCGUACCUCAGCCGUGCAGGACUAUCAUGAGACUUAUAGUUUUGAUGGUAACGCUGGUGCGGCCACCGAGCUGGUGAAUGUGGCCAACAAAGACUGUGAUUCGUUGUCCAAGCUGGCCUACAAUUUGUGGCGCAUGGCCAAGGAGGAUCACAUUGUUAUUGAUCGCAAACGCAACGAAGUUGUGCGCACCAAUGCGCUAACCAAUCAAAAGACCAUCUAUCGCUGCAUGGAUCCUGUCGGCAUGUGCAUGCGUAAGGGAACGGCAGCGGCAACGACUCCGCCAAAACCGAGUGCCACCAAGGUAGGGCGACCGCGCAAACGCACAGCUACCGCAUCGGGUGUAUCGGAAAAUUCAAUAUCAGCACCAGUUUCAAAAAUGGAACCGACAGAGCCAACGCCACAGCCGUCAACAGAUGCAACUUUACGCACACGAUCCGGUCGUAUUGUGCGUACACUGAUUACACCGCCCACUUCGCAUGCUCCAGGUCCAGUUCCAGCUUCAGCACAACAGUUGGAUUCAUUAUUAUCUGAUCUGAAGGACAAGGAUUAUCGCUGUAAUAGUGCAGCGCCCACUACAGAUAUAGCCACGGAUACAGUGCCAUCUCCCAGCCCUGCUGAACGACCAGGUCGCACUGUACCAGAAAAUUCCAUAUGUCCGGGCUGCAAUAAAAUUUUUCUGGGGCGUCGUCUCAAACGUCAUUUUGUGCAAUAUCCGGAGCACAUGCAGCGCGCAACGCCAACCACUAGCCAAAUCGACUCUAAUUCCCAGUCCAAUUCAACACUCUUUGGAUUACUGACUGCUCAGCUGCAGCGUCACUCCCAUCUCAGCGAAGAGCAGCGUGCCGAUCUCUUUUUGCAUGAACUCAACGAUUUUGUGGAGCAGCUGCAGUUGCGAAGCACACGUCUUAUACGCAACACAUCCGGCUUGCAUUUUGUGAAUGCACGGAUCGCUCGCGUCCUUGGCAUACCCGAAGGCCAGUACGCAUUGGACAUGUCUGCGAUGGAGUCUGCGUUGGCGCCAGCUCCGGAACCAGAACCAUCUCUGCUGCACGCCAGCACUGUGGCUGGGACGCGUAGCAAUCUGGUGGAUUAUCCAGGACUAAGUAUGUCAUUGGACGACACUUUGACGGAUGAGGCAGCACAGCGGUUGAAUCUAUCAGCCGGUGGUAAACUGUUGCCGCCCAGCGAGGAAAGUUUACUGCGGAAUGUGAGCGAUCUUAUGCAGCCACCGGUGGCAGUGCCCACGACUGUUGGCGGUCAUGUGGCGGGCGUUAAUGGGGCGGGUGUUGGCGCCCUCUUGCCGCAUUACGAUCAUGUCAGCGAUAAUGCCGUUGAGGCACUCAACAUGAAGGAGACACCCAACGCGGCCAUUUUGGAUCUCAACGUCGACUUCUUUCAGUUCCAACAAUAACAUGCCAAGGCCAAACAAAUGCUUUUACAAAUUGCGAAUGUAUUACUAUUAUUAUUAAUAUUUUUUUAUUACUAUAGUUAUUAGUUAGCCUUACAAUGUUUACAAGAUAUACCAUGAAAUGUACAGUUAGUAGUAGCCAUGAAAUAUAAGCGAAGAAAUA